AGUUUUUAAAAUGCUGAAGACACUGAAAGACCUGAAUAGUAAGCCUUUAAUAAACAUUAUUCGGUAUUAUUAUUGUUGUUGUUGUAGCCUUCUGGGAAGUUGCGAAUGCCAGAUUAAGAACAAUGGACCCAUACCCAGAUGGUGGCGAUUGCAGUGAUAACAAUGGCUGAGAUUUCCUAAGCCCUAACUAUGUGCCAGGCAUAGUUGUACAUGCUUUACACACAUGAUCUCAUUUAAUCAUCACCAUAACCCUCGGAAGGAGGUAUUAUUAUCUUCCCAUUUUAUAGAUGAGGGUCAGAGAGGUAAAGUAACUCAUCCUGCAUUAGUAGGUGUUGGAGGAAGCCAAGGUCUGUCUGACUCAGCACCAGGGUGGCUUUGCUGCUGUGUAAGUCAAAGAGUCUUCUCAGUUCUAAAUCCUCAAAGAAGUAUGAGUUAUAUCAAUUCAUGGCUUUACUUUGUUUAUCUUCAUAUGUGCCACAUCUUCUAAAAGGAAAACUCCAAAUAUAGUCAUGUGGCUCCUCCUAGGGAAUUAUAGGCAUUUGGCUGAAUCUGAAUACGUAUCCCCGUAUUCCAGAAAUUGGAAAUCACAUGUAUGUCUUCUUUAUGGUGAGGUCUUCAGAGCAGCCACCAUCUCUGAUCGUUCAGGGCUUGGCAUGAGGAUGUGCUCAAUAUAGUCAUGGAGAAGAACUCAUGGACUGAACUUCCUGGUGAACCAGAGGGAUGGUGCAGAGAUUUAAGAUUGCAACAGGAACCCCCAAGCCAAUGAUCUCACCCAGGGUGGCAGAAGGAGGCCUUCUGGAGCUGACCCACCCCCGACGACCAUCAGGGUGAGGCAACUCCAAGGUCCUACUCUCUUUCUGUGCCUGUUACCCACCCCAUCCUCCUAGGGUGCCCUUGAGCCGCAAAACUGCUGUCCACGUGGACCGGGGGUGACAUCGCACGUCCAUCUGCCAGGACCCCUGCGUCCAAAUUCCGAGACAUGGCGACCAACGGCAGCAAGGUGGCCGAUGGGCAGAUCUCCACCGAGGUCAGCGAGGCCCCUGUGGCCAAUGACAAGCCCAAAACCUUGGUGGUCAAGGUGCAGAAGAAGGCGGCAGACCUCCCCGACCGGGACACGUGGAAGGGCCGCUUCGACUUCCUCAUGUCCUGUGUGGGCUAUGCCAUCGGCCUGGGCAACGUCUGGAGGUUCCCCUAUCUCUGCGGGAAAAAUGGUGGGGGAGCCUUCCUGAUCCCCUACUUCCUGACACUCAUCUUUGCGGGGGUCCCACUCUUCCUGCUGGAGUGCUCCCUGGGCCAGUACACCUCCAUCGGGGGGCUAGGGGUAUGGAAGCUGGCUCCUAUGUUCAAGGGCGUGGGCCUUGCGGCUGCUGUGCUAUCAUUCUGGCUGAACAUCUACUACAUCGUCAUCAUCUCCUGGGCCAUUUACUACCUGUACAAUUCCUUCACCACGACACUGCCGUGGAAACAGUGCGACAACCCCUGGAACACAGACCGCUGCUUCUCCAACUACAGCAUGGUCAACACCACCAACAUGACCAGCGCUGUGGUGGAGUUCUGGGAGCGCAACAUGCAUCAGAUGACGGACGGGCUGGAUAAGCCAGGUCAGAUCCGCUGGCCACUGGCCAUCACGCUGGCCAUCGCCUGGAUCCUUGUGUAUUUCUGUAUCUGGAAGGGUGUUGGCUGGACUGGAAAGGUGGUCUACUUCUCAGCCACAUACCCCUACAUCAUGCUGAUCAUCCUGUUCUUCCGUGGAGUGACACUGCCCGGGGCCAAGGAGGGCAUCCUCUUCUACAUCACACCCAACUUCCGCAAGCUGUCCGACUCCGAGGUGUGGCUGGAUGCGGCAACCCAGAUCUUCUUCUCAUACGGGCUGGGCCUGGGGUCCCUGAUCGCUCUCGGAAGCUAUAACUCUUUCCACAACAACGUCUACAGGGACUCCAUCAUCGUCUGCUGCAUCAAUUCGUGCACCAGCAUGUUCGCAGGAUUCGUCAUCUUCUCCAUCGUGGGCUUCAUGGCCCAUGUCACCAAGAGGUCCAUUGCUGACGUGGCGGCCUCAGGCCCUGGGCUGGCGUUCCUGGCAUACCCGGAGGCGGUGACCCAGCUGCCUAUCUCCCCACUCUGGGCCAUCCUCUUCUUCUCCAUGCUGCUGAUGCUGGGCAUUGACAGCCAGUUCUGCACUGUGGAGGGCUUCAUCACAGCCCUGGUGGAUGAGUACCCCAGGCUCCUCCGCAACCGCAGAGAGCUCUUCAUUGCUGCUGUCUGCAUCAUCUCCUACCUGAUUGGCCUCUCUAACAUCACUCAGGGGGGUAUUUAUGUCUUCAAACUCUUUGACUACUACUCUGCCAGUGGCAUGAGCCUGCUGUUCCUCGUGUUCUUUGAAUGUGUCUCUAUUUCCUGGUUUUAUGGUGUCAACCGAUUCUAUGACAACAUCCAAGAGAUGGUUGGAUCCAGGCCCUGCAUCUGGUGGAAACUCUGCUGGUCUUUCUUCACACCAAUCAUUGUGGCGGGCGUGUUCAUUUUCAGUGCUGUGCAGAUGACACCACUCACCAUGGGAAACUAUGUUUUCCCCAAGUGGGGCCAGGGUGUGGGCUGGCUGAUGGCUCUGUCUUCCAUGGUCCUCAUCCCUGGGUACAUGGCCUACAUGUUCCUCACCUUAAAGGGCUCCCUGAAGCAGCGCAUCCAAGUCAUGGUCCAGCCCAGCGAAGACAUCGUUCGCCCAGAGAAUGGUCCUGAGCAGCCCCAGGCCGGCAGCUCCACCAGCAAGGAGGCCUACAUCUAGGGUGGGGGCCACUCACCGACCCGACACUCUCACCCCCCGACCUGGCUGAGUGCGACCACUGCUUGAUGUCUGAGGAUACCUUCCAUCUCAACCUACCUCGAGUGGCGAGUCCAGACACCAUCACCACGCAGAGAGGGGAGGUGGGAGGACAGUUAGACCCCUGGGUGGGCCCUGCCGUGGGCAAGGAUACCCGGUGGCUUCUGGCACCUGGCGGGCUGGUGACCUUUUUAAUCCAGGCCCCAUCGGCAUCCCACGAUCAGCCUUCGUAACCGCCGCAGUAGAUCAUUUUUAUCCCGCCAGGGAGUGUGAUGCAGCGAGGCCACACGUGCUCCUGGCUUUUAAACCUGUUCCUGACUGUUCUCUUACUGCUGAAACCCUUGACUGUUAUCUCGGACUUUGCAGGAGUUCCUUUCCCUCCGAACGCUGCUCCAUGCACAGGAAAAGGGCAUUUUGUACAAUGGGGACUUCCCGGGAACGCUUGCUCUUAAGUACCAGAAGCCGGCGGAGCUCUGGCUUUCGUGUUUUUGGUUUUCUCCUUCCCAAGGCAGCUGGAUCAAAACAAAACAAAACAAAACAAAAAAACCCAGGGGCCUCAGUCGAUAUUCCCAGGGCCGCUUCUCCUGCAGUCUGUGGAGCGUCCUUGUCCCCGCCGCCGGAAUGAAUGAGCAUUCUGCAGCCCGAUGUCCCUGUCCCCUCCCCGCCGGGCCAUUCUGAUUGGACCUGGCCCAGUGCAAUCCGUCCAGACAAGUCCUGCUUGCUGGAAAACUGCCACAAGCACAAUUGAUCUCUUUUUAUCACCAUUCCAGGGGCCUCAGGUCCUACUGGGGAAACUUCCUAUUCCGGAGCUCCAGUUUCUCUUAAGAUGCCCAAUUUCACAGAGUACAAAAUAGUUGUAGGGGAAAUCAAGGUGAAGGAUCUGUCCGACAGUCAAGACGGAUCCACAGUUAUCUUUCGGUCUCCUUCUUAAACUACCACCCUCACUGCCACCCACCCCAAGCGGCUGCCACCUCACCUUCCUUGAAAUUCCUCAGCGGGAGUCUCCUCACUGCCACUAAAACCCACCCAGCCCACUAACUGAGGAGCUAGUGUUAAUCCAGAGAACCCCCCACAAUGUGCUUCCGAGAUUCAGACUGCUUCAUUGGGAAGUAUGAUUUGUUCCUUUCUGGAAUUGGGCUCCGUGGUGGCGGCGGCACUUCAAGCAAAGACAGUUUCUUGCAAGCUCCAGUAGCUCCGCGUGUCUCAUUUGCCAGGAAGAUGGGUUCCCACGUAGCAAAUCGUACAUCGUGCCCUGUAGCUCCUUAGCUAGUUAGCUCACAAGCCGUGUUUUAUGACUAAUCCUUAAUAACUAUGGUAAAUAACUGUGACUGUGGGGUUUUUAAUCUCUUGUCAUUCUCAUCCGAAAGUGACCAGCAUACCAGUUCUUGCAAUAAGAUAUUACCCUCAGAAUAUUAAGCACAUUAUUGUAGAGAAAAAAAAAAUAUGUGUACACAUAUCAACGCACAACAUGCACAUUCAUCCUCACGUGUGGCACGUAAGGUCUCAUUUGAUAUUGUGUAGGAAAUCUGAAGCCUUUUCCUGAGGUCAUCUGUAAAAUAGUCUCAUUGCCAAGGGAUCCCCAGUGCCAGCUGGUGAAUCCAUGAUCAAAAUGCAUACGUAUUGUUAAAUGAUAAGGUUUAGAAUGACAGGAACCCAUCACUGUGUCUCAUGGUCCCACUUCCCCAUCUGUGUGUGAAUUCCUUUAGACUAAGGGCAGGAAGACUUCCAACUUUCUCUUUGUUCUUCAAUGUGAAACUGAGACCAAGUCUCUCUAAGAUAAAUGCAGUGUAUUUAAUGUUUGUAAGCAAUUCUAAGUGAGAUGUUUGGCAAGAAAUCCCCUAACUGAUUUCCAUCCAAACCUACCUUAUAGAGCACAAUAUUAAGUGUCGUACAAUUACUGUGAGAACUGUGAAUAUGUGUAACUUUUUUUUUAGUAUUUGCCCGGGGGGAAAAAGAUAUUGUAUUAUCAUAUAUGCUUUUUUUGCAAUAAGGAUUUAUUCUCAGAACACCAAGUAAAUCUAUCUCUAUAUAAAAAAUAUAUGUAAUAUAUACAUAUUCAAAGUAUAUACAGAGCCUGUUUUAAAAAAUACAGUAUUAUUUAGUAAAAUUAUCUGUUCUGUGGACCAAAUGUAAAAUAUUUAUAAAUGAAGAUGCAUUUUAAAUGUCUAUAAAUGGUGUCAUAACUAGAGCACGGGCGUUAUGUAAGUUUCUAAGAAUUUAGAGGAUAAAUAAUAAAGGUUCUAUGAUAUACAA
This is a messenger RNA of Pongo pygmaeus (Bornean orangutan), 5068 nucleotides long. RefSeq names its product solute carrier family 6 member 1 (gene SLC6A1). Lineage: Eukaryota; Metazoa; Chordata; Mammalia; Primates; Hominidae. Gene Ontology annotation, cellular component: axon; cell surface; plasma membrane. Gene Ontology annotation, molecular function: gamma-aminobutyric acid:sodium:chloride symporter activity. The coding region runs from base 980 to 2779 and encodes 599 amino acids. Gene Ontology annotation, biological process: nitrogen compound transport; amino acid transport; neurotransmitter transport. The record is from RefSeq and is a predicted model, not a curated record. The transcript has 16 exons.